GCAGUUGCAGCAUCACAUUUACUUGCACAAUUUUUUCUUGCACAAAAAAUUAUAAUUAAUUACUUCAAAUUAAACUCAGGUGGUCUCCAGAAAUCAGGCUGCAUGGCCAUGGAUUCUUCAUUUUCACAGGAAAUGGGAUCACAGACACUAGAAAGCAUGGUGGUGAUUGGGACAAAAGGAAAUCAAGAAAAGAAGGCAACAAAUAUUAGGGCAGGUGACCAACUGCCCCAGAACUGCCCGAGAUGUGAUUCAACCAACACAAAGUUCUGUUACUACAACAACUACAGCCUUUCUCAGCCGAGGUACUUCUGCAAAUCAUGCAGAAGAUACUGGACUAAAGGCGGAACCCUCCGGAAUGUUCCGGUGGGCGGCGGCUGCCGUAAGAACAAGAGAUCGUCGUCGUCUUCGUCUUCGUCGAAGAGAUCGUCGAUUAGCCAAGAUGAGAAAAUCCCCAGCAGCCCCAAUCCUAAUUGUUUCAACAUACCUACUUUGUGUAACUACGAUUCCGGGAAUCCAAACAUGCCCUUAGGUGGUGGUGGUGGGAAUGUUCUUGAAAACCCUAGAGGGUUUCACAAUCUUUACUAUGGAAUUGGGGAUAGUGGAAUCAACCUCGGAAUGGGAAUAAGUGGUGGUGGUGGUGGAAUAUUCCAUGAGAUGGGAUUUGAUCAGGAGUUUGGUGGCGGUGCAAUUACUACUAGCACGGCGAAGCAAGAGAUAAGCGGCGGUGGUGGUGGUGGUGAGAGCGGCGGGAGAGGGUUGUGGGGAUUCCCAUGGCUGCAGAGUGGGAAUGUGAAUGCCGGUGGGGAUGGGAAUUACUACAUGGGGGAUCUUGAUUCCGACAGAGGUGGAAGUUGGAACGGAAUUGCAUCGUCUAAUUGGCAUGGACUUCUCAAUAGCCCUCUUAUGUAAAUUUAAUACAUUAUAUGUGUUUUUUUUUUUUUUGGUGAUUUCGUUUUCGAUGAAUCGGAGUUUGUUCGAACCUAAUUAAUUAGUCACUAUUAUAUGAGAAGUGUUGUUGUGCUUA
Molecule: messenger RNA, 1024 nt
Organism: Erythranthe guttata (spotted monkey flower)
Lineage: Eukaryota; Viridiplantae; Streptophyta; Magnoliopsida; Lamiales; Phrymaceae
Product: Dof-type zinc finger DNA-binding family protein
Biological process (GO): regulation of DNA-templated transcription
Molecular function (GO): DNA-binding transcription factor activity; DNA binding
Source: RefSeq, a predicted model, not a curated record